AACUGUCUGUCCGUACACUAGUCAAAGCUCGCGGCUGCAUCGGUUUCUUUGGAUUUUGAUUCUGCUUGCUUAUUCGCCGUUUAUUUCGUACAAACGAAAUGUCAUCGACAGCAGCUCCCGCACCCGCACCGCCACCACCUCCACCAGCUGCUGCUGCGGCCGCUGGAAAGGGCAUUCACACAAAGAUAUACAAUGGCAUGAUUGGCGUCUGCGACAAAUUUGUGCCAGCUAAAAUGCGCCCACUUUGGAUGCAUCCUGCAGGUCCAAAAACCGUUUUCUUCUGGGCACCGAUUUUUAAAUGGGGCCUUGUCAUUGCUGGGUUAAGUGACUUGACUCGUCCGGCGGACACAAUUUCCGUAGCAGCUUGCGGUGCACUGGCUGCCACAGGCAUUAUCUGGUCACGUUAUUCGCUGGUGAUUAUACCCAAAAAUUACAGUUUGUUUGCUGUCAAUUUGUUUGUGGGACUGACGCAGUUGGUACAGCUGGGACGCGCCUACAACUACCAAAUAGAGCAGGAAAAACUGAACAAGGAGAAGGAGGAGAAGCCAAUUGUUGCUCAGUAAACCAUAGUACACAUUUGAAAACUCCUAAUGAUGUGAACACGCACAACGUACAUAUGUCGCAUAUCGCACCAUUGCGUUUUAUAUUAAGUUGUGCUUUAGUUUAAGCGACUGACCAUUUUUUUAUUAGUCAGAUAUUGUUGCCUUAAAAAACGUGAUUCUUGCUGCUUAAGUUUGUAAAUGUUUGAGGCUCCAAGUAUAUUUUUAAUUACAUGUAAUAGUUUAAUAGAAUUGUUGUGAUUUUUGUCAUAAACACAAGAGAAAAUAAAUAUAAAUGUA
Molecule: messenger RNA, 839 nt
Organism: Drosophila navojoa
Lineage: Eukaryota; Metazoa; Arthropoda; Insecta; Diptera; Drosophilidae
Product: mitochondrial pyruvate carrier 2
Biological process (GO): pyruvate import into mitochondria
Cellular component (GO): mitochondrial inner membrane
Source: RefSeq, a predicted model, not a curated record